AUGUAUCGGCACGAGUUUCGUUGCACUAGAAACCUUGGGAGAAAACAAACGUCUGUGUCGGUGUCAACUGAACUGUCGGUUGCUGUCAUCAGAUCUCAGCGAGAAAUCACUGCAAUUAUAGCUGGUACUAGACUUAUAAAUCGCUUCUAUGAAGUAGGGCGUCUGCAAGCCUCUAUGUCUAGUUUCUUCAUCACAGUCGUCCAGCUUCACUCGGAUCGCAAUCCCAAUGAGCUUUUAUCUGAUCCAUUGAUGUGUGGAUGA
Nezara viridula (southern green stink bug) is the source of this 261-nucleotide messenger RNA. The record is from the annotation of a GenBank genome assembly. Lineage: Eukaryota; Metazoa; Arthropoda; Insecta; Hemiptera; Pentatomidae.